CCUCCGGCCUCCGAUUUCAUCACCGGGGAAAUUUCAGAGGCAAUGAGCCUGGGGCCAGCUUCCGCUGUGCGUCCGCACCCACUGGGGAAAGGUAUAAAAACCCGAGGGAACGCCUGCCGGGAGGAAAGGAGGCGAGGUCUCUCUUCGGACGGUCGCAGCAGCUCCGCGCCACCCAGCCGCCCGCGCAUCCUUCACCUUCCGACGGCAACCCGCUACGCACAGGCUCCGGCAGAAUGGCAAGCAGCUGCAGCUCCCAAACCGUCGAAGGCGCCCUUCUGCUUUUGGGCUUCCACCUAUUUCAAGCCGUUCUUGGGACAACUGUGACACCGUUAUGCGGGAGGAAUGAAACAGGCAACUGCACGACAGUUCUGAUUCGAACAGUGCACAGUCCCCGUGUCGCUGAAGUGAAGACCACAGAUUGCGGCUCUGACUUGAAAAACUACUGCAUUAAUGGGCACUGCAAGUACCUCGUGGCUUUGAGUACACCUUCGUGCACCUGUGAAGAUGGUUAUUAUGGCGACCGGUGUGGCCAUUCCACUUUGACAAGCCAGCAGCCCCUGAGCAAUGAAUACCUGGCGCUCACUAUUCUCCUGGUUCUGUUUUUCGUCAUCACCGCUGCAGUUGUUAUCUACUACUUCUACAGAUGGUACCAGAACAAAAGCAGGAGACUUGCUGCAAGCAGUAACUAUAAAGAAGUUUCUACAGAGACCGAAAAAGACAAUAAGCUGCUUCAUGUCUGAAUCCGGGGAAUCCCAAAAGGCAUUUAUUUAAUAUUAUUAUUAAAUAUUUUAUUAAUAAUAUUUAUGUUCCAAAGCAAAAUUUCAAAAUGAUGCGGAUCAAAAUACACAUGCAGGUCAAAAACUCCGUUUUUUUUAUAUAUAUGAAUAAUGUUUUUAUUGGUAUUGUAUUUUUUUAUCUUAUUUCUGUGCAAUGUUUGAUAAUGUAACGCGAUGAUGUCUUGCGUUCCUUUGUGUGUAAAUACUUAUAUAUAAUAUAUAAAAGAAUGUAAUCUUCUCACUGCUUGUAUGUGGCCCACUUUGGAAAGGCAUAAUUUUUUUCAUGUCUAUCCUGUUCGCUUGAAGAAACUCUACACUCGUUUGAGGAUUAAAUCUUUCCAUUCAUUCUAA
Podarcis raffonei (Aeolian wall lizard) is the source of this 1127-nucleotide messenger RNA. It is a transcript of the gene EREG, whose product is annotated as epiregulin. The coding region runs from base 234 to 740 and encodes 168 amino acids. Gene Ontology annotation, molecular function: zinc ion binding. The transcript is spliced from 5 exons. Gene Ontology annotation, biological process: positive regulation of cell population proliferation; positive regulation of mitotic nuclear division; epidermal growth factor receptor signaling pathway. The record is from RefSeq and is a predicted model, not a curated record. NCBI's taxonomy places the organism in Eukaryota, Metazoa, Chordata, Lepidosauria, Squamata, Lacertidae.